Messenger RNA from Pieris macdunnoughi, 255 nucleotides. NCBI's taxonomy places the organism in Eukaryota, Metazoa, Arthropoda, Insecta, Lepidoptera, Pieridae. The record is from the annotation of a GenBank genome assembly.
AUGAAUAAAAGACCUAAUACAACAAACAGGGCAUCUCAAGUCCGAACAAUCCCAUAUUUACGAGAGUCCCGAUCCCUCGUCCCGGGACAAACGGGACGAGACAAAUUACAAUUUGUUCCAUUCCAGAUUGCUUCGCAUAAAAGCGUCGUUAAUCAUGAUAUGCUUUUUGCUCUGACCUAUCGUUGGACGGUAUGGGAACCUGUCAAGUUGUAUGACCUAAGAACCUUAGAACAACUAAGCCACGGAGAUGAUUAG